CACUGACAUGUUGAUGUGUAAUGUGAAGUUGAGAUAGCUAGGCUAGAAAUUAAUAAAAGUAAACAAUAAUAAAAUGGCUAGUACAGCGAGUAUGGCUAGUACAGCUAGUAUGACUAGUAUGGCUACUAUAACUCAGGGAGGAAGCAUAACCAUCGAAAAAACCAAAUAUGAAUGUGCUCAAGUACCAAAACGGUGGCAAAGAGAAGAUGUUUUACGUAAAACAGGAUUAACAGUAGGAAAAGUAGAUUUAUACUACAGUAGAGGAGUUAGAAAUGAUGGCUCUCUGGUACCACCGAUUCGACAAACUGCGAGUAUUUUUAAACAACCAGUUACAGUUUAUAAACUUCAAGAAAGCAAAGUAAAAAAUGAUUACAAGAAUGGCAAUCAAGAGAAACCUAAACAAUUAAUUUGGGAGAAAAGACUGGAAGGUUUAAGGGCUUGUGAUAUCGAUGGGUUUGAAUUUGAAGCUAUGGAGCUUCCCAAAGGUCUCAAACCAGUGGGGCCAAAUGUAACUGAAGAUACAAUUAUACAAAGUGUUGCUACUGCUUUGCAUGUGUCUUCUCAACCAGUGACAGGUCAAACAAGUACAAAAACUCUCUUGGAAAAGAAUCCUGGAGUUUUUUUAGAUCCUAAACAACCACUUGUACAUGCAGUCAAUAUUUCAGAUGAUGAUAUUAAAAGACAAGAAGAGAGGGUGGCCCUAGCAAGGAAAAAAUUGCAGGAUGCACUGAAAAUGUAGACAGUAUUUUUAAGUGAUUUAACUAUUGAUGGCAGUAAGUUAUGAUUCUAGUCCAUCAAAUCAGAAUUCGUAUUUUUUUUAAAUUAUUGAAUUUUUGUAUGUUUUA
Messenger RNA from Psylliodes chrysocephalus, 845 nucleotides. The record is from the annotation of a GenBank genome assembly. NCBI's taxonomy places the organism in Eukaryota, Metazoa, Arthropoda, Insecta, Coleoptera, Chrysomelidae.